AUGAAAAGUCAUACUGGUGAAAAAGCUAGACAUCCUUUUACUUCUCAUAUUAAUGUUAUUCGAGUUCCAAACUCAAAAACAGUAUUUGCAAUUUGUAAAUGGUGUAAACUAAAACAUGAUACAAAUCAACAAUUAAUGCAACCAUUUCUUGCACAAGAAUAUAGUUUAGCAUUUAAUUGGGUAGAAAAAAAAUCAUCAAUUGCUAUGCUUAAAUAUAAAAAUCCAAACCUUGUAAUACCAAGUCAUCACACUCUUGGAGGUCAUGUAUUAAAAAAUACUAUACAAGAACUUCAUUUAGAAUUAUCUUUAGCUGCAAAAUAUGUAUCGCCUGAAGAUGAUGAUCUAACUUUGUCAGAAAAUAUUUGUGAACCAAUUGGAGAUAACAAUUGGUGGAAUACAAUAUCAGAAUUACAUAUUUUACUCUCACCUUUAUACACAGCACGUCUUUAUGAAGUAUUACAUAUUUUUGGUUAUCUUUACAAUUUAAUGGAUAAAUACUCUGAUAUUACUUUUGAAAUAAAAAUGAUAGAACGUUUAGAACAAUGCUGGAGAGAAUGGGAGCAACCUUUUUUAAUUCUUAGCUUUUUGCUUCAUCCUGAUAUUCGUCUUACUCAAUUUAAAUUACCAAUUAAUG
This is a messenger RNA of Dentiscutata heterogama, 634 nucleotides long. NCBI's taxonomy places the organism in Eukaryota, Fungi, Glomeromycota, Glomeromycetes, Diversisporales, Gigasporaceae. The record is from the annotation of a GenBank genome assembly.